AGUGUGGGCAAAGUGUUGACAGUACAGGGAAGGAAACACCCAACUACGGGCUGCUUGACAUUUUUUCGCUUUUGCUUCUCGGACAUUGAAACAAUUAUCACAAGCGCUGUGUGUCGUAACCAUGCAGUCUACGGAGGGUGAGACAGACACACUACCUGGUGCUUUAUGACUACGGCAGGAUGAGCUGUUUGCCUCUUGUUCUUUAUCUCCUAUUGCUUAUUGAUUCUGUGCUUGGUUCCCUUCUUGCUCCGGUCAAUCUUUCUAUCAACUCUCUCAACUUCCACCAUGUGCUGCGUUGGGAUCCUGGUCCCGGCACGCCACCAGGAACACGCUACAAGAUCAUCAGCAGGGUGAACAAAAAAGAAUGGCUACAGUCUACUAAGAGAACAUCAUUAAAGAUAAGGCUUCCACACUUCGACAGGAAUUAUGCCGUGACUGUCCAGGCGUUCUACAACCAAAGCGUGUCUCCAGAGUCCAUAGCACUCUCCUUCGACCCUUCAAGAGACACCAAAAUAGGUCCUCCAGAAGUCUCCCUGACUGGAUGUGGAUACUGCAUCCAAAUCAACAUUUCACUCCCUAAAGCUGAACGUGGCACAAAAAUCAAGAAUCAAGAUAUCAAGGCAGUUUUAAAUCCUGUAUUCGAAAUCUUGUGGAAGAAACCUAAAGGAGAUGAGGUGUCCAUCGAAACAACAGACAGCCUUUAUAACCUGACCAACCUACAGUUUGGUACGGAGUACUGUGUAAAGGUGCACCCGAAGAUUGCUGGGAACAUAAACACCUUACCAUCCGAUUGGAAUUGUACCUUCACUAGCAUUGUGGAACCAAGAGACCUUUUGGUUUUAGGUGCAGUUGCUGCUUUUCUGAUUUUGGCUGUCGGUGUCCUGAUGAGCUCCAUGUUUUGCCUCCACUACACUGGAUUCCUUUGUAAACUGAAUGCUCUGCCCAGAGUACUACAUGAUGCUCUGAGCCAAGGCUACACCCUGACACCAGAGAGAACAAUCCCUGACAAUAUCUCCAUCAGCGCAAGGGUGAAGAAACAGAGAAACCUCAACCCUCCCAGAACUCCAAAACCUGCCACCAGGGGCAGUAACUCGGAGGAGGAGGAUGAAGAGGAAGAAGAGGAAGAGGAACACGUCUAUAUGGACAGAGCUGUAGAGCUUUCCUCAGGUGAAAGUUCCUGCCAAAACUCUGUUGAUGUGUUGGGGAACAGCAAGGUGGCUGCAUCAGGGGGCUCGGCGAGUUUGACAGUAGAGACAGAGGUACCGGACACAGAGGUUGAGGUCACACGCGGGCGCCUUGAUCGAGACGAGGAAAAAGCUGAAGGAGCGGAGGUUUCUCUCAUGCCUGAGAUACAUGUCACAGUUGAAGUGCAUGAGCCGGAGGAUAAGGAGGAAGUGUGUGAGAGCUCAGGCAAUAUAAAUCUGUUCUCAGUCACCCUCGCUGCACUGGCUGUAUGCGAGGAAGGGGAGGAGGAGGAGGAGGAGCAGAAUACAAGAGAUUCUCUCGCAGACUUCUUGUCCGAUCUGGAGCUUCUACUGCCCGCAGACUCAAAAUGGACUUUGAGCCACAGAGACUCACAAACUGAGUCAGAUGAUCAGACAACACAAGAAGACUUCACUGCGACUGGGUCUGAAGGCAGACACGCACACAAUUUUUCCUGUGACGGUGAGCAUCAAGAGACACAGGAGGAGGAGGAGGAGGAAGAGGAAGAGGAAGAGGAGAAGGAUGAGGAAUUCUCUGGAUAUAUGAGACACACAUGAUAAGUUGCUAUGACGUGUGUUACUGUAUGUGUAUAAGUAGCAUUAAUGAAUUUCUUUCCAGCAAGAACAUUCCAUUCUUUUUGAGGGAAAGUUGUAACUGAACUAUUUGAACGUAGUUUUGGUGCUCUGAUUUCCUAAUAUUAAGGAAAAGCAAGGACACAAGACAUGAAUACAUUUCUCCUGCAGCUACAAUGCCAUGGUACCCACCUGCACUUCACAGUUUUUAAAGCCUGAAACUUUUCUGAGAGCUCGGCUAUAUACGACUUAAUAAUAUAAAAGCCAAACAAAUAAAGAUACCUCACAUUAGCCAAAGCCAAAUUUGAUAAAAGAAUGUUAUAUGAUUAUAUUUCACAGCAGCCAUUUUGGUCUGUCAUAGUAGGAAAAGCACAGAAGUUACUAAUAAAGAUGGCUCCGUUCAAUCCAAGUGUCCCAGUAAGCCGCGAGCCACAAUGAGCCAACAUGCCCAAUACGACUGAAGCAGAUCAAUGGAAUUCAGACAUUAUUUUUUUUAUUUACACCUGUGCUUUUGUUCUGUUAAAAACCCUAUAGUACAACCCUCAUCAAAACUCAACUCUUCAAUCAUACAACCAUCUCAAGUUCACUGAUGCCGUGAACACUCACAAGUUCACAAAUGGGAAUAUCUCCCAUCUAUUUUAUAUACCCUCCUUUGGGCAUUUUCCAACAAUUUGGAAAUUAAAAGAGCUCACUGAAGGAGGUCACACCAGAAAGGAAAUGGUACUGUAUAACUUGAGAGACUAACCAUAGACUGUACAUAAAGAGAUGUAAACAGUGGAGUUUUUGGCUAUGAUGUGAAUACAUGUGUAUGCUGUUCCCUUACAAUGCUGAAUGUUAGAUGCUGUUCUUCAUCAAAAUUGCCUGAGUAGUUGUAAUCUUAAUUUUGCACACCACUGAUGGUUAAUUAUUGAACAAUUCUUGCCUCUAUGCGUUGCAAACAACAGCUGAAGCUGCGCUCACUGCGCUCCCUCCCUCCCUGUAUUCUACAGUACUUCUACUAGGUCACGUGAUUUCCUAUCAAGAACCCUGUUGUCAGACGCUGCCUUCACACACCGCCGGACAAAUAUAAAUCACCUCAACGUGAAGGGGUGUAGAUACUAGAUCGGAUCCGAUAGACGUAUCGACGUCAAAGGACGUGCCUCGUGGCCCGCCUUAUUCUGCCUUGGCUUACCCUGGUAUUCCUACGUCGACCAUUCUAGCAGAUCCGAUUUAGAAUAUACCACGGCCCCAAAAGCCGCAAAAUACAACUGAUUGUUUUCAUAACAUAAACAUAAAUUUGAAGGUGCAGUCAUGUCACCACCUGUCUGCUGGAGAAUGCUUGCUGAUUACUAUGUUUUCUAUUUAUUUGUAAUUGUGUAAAAUACUUUAACAAUGGCCUAUUUUGUUGUGUGUCUUGUUUUUAUGUUGUAAAUUAUUGCUGUUAAAUUUGUAGAUGUCACAUUUUCUACAUUCUACCUUAGUAACAAAACACAUUCCUGAUGUACAUCGUCAUUCUUACAUACGGAGAAAGUUGCUCUAUUCCUGAAAAUUAAAGCAACGUUAUAGC
Molecule: messenger RNA, 3321 nt
Organism: Perca flavescens (yellow perch)
Lineage: Eukaryota; Metazoa; Chordata; Actinopteri; Perciformes; Percidae
Gene: crfb1
Product: cytokine receptor family member b1
Exons: 8
Coding region: 180-1760 (526 amino acids)
Biological process (GO): cytokine-mediated signaling pathway
Cellular component (GO): plasma membrane
Molecular function (GO): protein binding; cytokine receptor activity
Source: RefSeq, a predicted model, not a curated record